Molecule: messenger RNA, 1718 nt
Organism: Spea bombifrons (plains spadefoot toad)
Lineage: Eukaryota; Metazoa; Chordata; Amphibia; Anura; Pelobatidae
Product: cytochrome P450 2H1-like
Exons: 9
Coding region: 12-1490 (492 amino acids)
Biological process (GO): xenobiotic metabolic process
Cellular component (GO): cytoplasm; intracellular membrane-bounded organelle
Molecular function (GO): oxidoreductase activity, acting on paired donors, with incorporation or reduction of molecular oxygen, reduced flavin or flavoprotein as one donor, and incorporation of one atom of oxygen; heme binding; iron ion binding
Source: RefSeq, a predicted model, not a curated record
UUGUUCUCACGAUGGCGCUGGGACUGGUCGGGACGUUUCUCCUGGUCUCCUGUAUCACCGCCCUGCUCUACCUGAUCGCACGGAGGGGCAAAAAGAAGCCGGGAAACCUGCCCCCAGGACCGACCCCACUGCCCCUGCUGGGGAAUAUGAUGCAGGUUUCAGCCACAGAAAUACCUCGGGACCUGGUUAAGUUGAGCAAAACGUACGGCCCGGUGUACUCUCUCCACCUGGGCGGCCAACGCGCCGUGGUAUUUGUCGGGUACGACGCAGUGAAGGAAGCUCUUUCGAACGACGCGUUUGUCGACAGAGGGAUCAAUAAGGUGAUUUAUAUGCUGUUUAAAGAUUACGGGCUCUUCAGGAGCAACGGGGAGAAGUGGAAGGCGCUGCGCCGAUUCUCCCUCACGACCCUGAGGAACUUCGGGAUGGGCAGGAGAAGCAUCGAGGAGCGAAUCCAGGAGGAAGCCCGAUGCCUGGCGGAGGAAUUUAGAAGGAACAAAGACACUCCAUUCAACCCACAAUAUCUCCUGGGCCAGGCCGUCUCUAACGUCAUCUGCUCCGUGGCCUUCGGUGAAAGAUUUGACUACGACGACAAGGAUUUUAAAAGCCUCCUGGGGUAUUUAAGAGAAUUUGCUGCCCAGUUCAGCACCCUUUCCGGCCAGCUGGUCCAGAUGUUCCCGUACGCCCUCAGACGCCUCCCCGGUCCGCACCAGAAAAUCAUACAAAACGCAGAAAAACUGAAACGGUUCGCCAGGGAUAUGGUGAAGUCUCACCGAGAGACGCUGGAGGCAAACUGCCCCCGGGACUUCAUAGACUGCUUCCUCAUUCGGAUGGACGAGGAAAAAAAUAAUCCCAACACUGAAUUUGAAAUUGACAAUUUAUUGGGAACGAUCGUGGAUUUCUUCUUUGGUGGGACGGAGACCACGAGCAUGACUUUGAGAUAUGGCCUCCUGAUUCUGAUGAAGUAUCCAGAGAUACAAGAGAAGGUCCACGAGGAGAUUGACCAAGUCAUCGGCCAAGAUCGCUGUCCAUCGGUGGAGGAUCGGAGUAAAAUGCCCUAUACAGACGCUGUGAUCCACGAGAUUCAGAGAUUUGCUGAUGUUACCCCUGAAGGAGUGCCGCGCGCAGCCAGCAGAGACACGACCUUCAGAGGAUAUCACAUCCCCAAGGGCACUAUGCUGAUGCCGGUGCUGACCUCUGCCCUAAAGGACCCAGAACACUUUAAAAACCCUGAACAGUUUGAUCCCGGGCACUUCCUGGACGAGAACGGACGGUUUAAAAAGAAUGACGCCUUCCUGCCCUUUGCUGCGGGGAAGCGGAUGUGUAUCGGCGAAGGCCUGGUUCGCAUGGAGCUCUUCCUCUUCCUCACGGCCAUCUUACAAAAAUUCACUCUGAAGCCCGCCGCGGACACAAAAGACCUUGAAAUCACCCCGGAGCCGAACACCAAUUCUUCAAGACCUCGGCCGUAUCAGAUGUACGCCGUACCGCGCUAAACACGCUAAACACGCUAAACAUGGCGCAAGUUACUUCUCUACUGGAAGAAAAGUUAUUAAACAGAAACCUAGAACCUCAAAGUGUUUUAAAUAAAUGUAACAAUUUUAUUAAAAAAAAAUGUUUUUACACUGAUAUAAAGCAAUUUGACGAAACUCCUAAGCUUUGGUUUAUUUUAAAUAUUUAUAAAUGUGAAAAGUAAAGUUUUAAAUUGUAUUCCUUAAAAAAAA